GACGUAAAGUUGACGAAUUUGGAAGUGAAGGAGACGGCGUUGGAUGAGUUUGAUUUACCGAUAAAAUUGAAAUUCGGUUACCUGACGGAACUGGUACUGAAAAUUCCGUGGAGCGAUGUCUAUCGUCAACCAGUGAUCGCCAGCAUCCAAGGGUUAAAUCUAAUUGUUGUACCAAAUAAGGGCGUUGUGUAUAAUGAGAAAAAAGCGAAAAAGAUGGAGAAAGAUUUAAAAGAUCAGAUGCUGGCACGACUGGAAGAGAACAGGAAACGAAAAAGAAUUUACGAGUAG
Molecule: messenger RNA, 288 nt
Organism: Gongylonema pulchrum
Lineage: Eukaryota; Metazoa; Nematoda; Chromadorea; Rhabditida; Gongylonematidae
Source: the annotation of a GenBank genome assembly